Messenger RNA from Theobroma cacao (cacao), 3773 nucleotides. RefSeq names its product SAC3/GANP/Nin1/mts3/eIF-3 p25 family (gene SAC3A). NCBI's taxonomy places the organism in Eukaryota, Viridiplantae, Streptophyta, Magnoliopsida, Malvales, Malvaceae. Gene Ontology annotation, cellular component: nucleus. The record is from RefSeq and is a predicted model, not a curated record.
CUCCUGUAAAUUUCUUCCGAUUCUCUUUCUCCCUUGUCUUUCCUUCCCUCGUGGGAUUUCGUUUUAUUUUUUUAAAUAUUCAAUUUUGUUCUCUAUAUUCUCUUGCUCUAUUUUUAUUUUAUUUUAUUGUUUUCUUGAUAAAAUCCUAUAAUCCAUUACUUCACAUAUAAAUUUUUCUUUUUUUUUUUGGUUGAUUUUGCUGUCUGGGUUUUCUCCUUUGAUCUCAAAUUUUGGUUCUUUGUUGCUAAAUAACGUUAAGGGCUUUUCCCUUUUCAACAUCAAUCUCGAGGAGUUUUUGAAGGGAUGCUGAUGAAAUGAUGAAUCAAGCUACUAAUACACAAACUUUAGCUUCACUGGACCCGAACUCUGUUGAGAGUCGAUAUGCUGUAAAUGCAAGUCAAGGGCAGACAUCUUCAUAUGUUCCCUCAACAGCUGGUUCUGAAGCUGCAUCGUGGAAUAUGUACAGGGUGGAUAAUCACUCUGUAGAAAAUGGAAGUUUUUCGAAUUCCACUUACCACCAUGUGCAGCAAACAGAGCCAUCCACAAGAACUGUUCAGGAUGGGUCAAAUGCAGCAUCUCUUGCUACUUCAUCGAGCUUAGGAACAACAAAUGCACAACCAGACUAUAGUGGCCAUAAUUCCUACUCAAAUUCUACUGAUCCUUAUUCAUAUGGAAGCACAGGAUACCAAGGCUACUAUAAUGGCUAUCAGCAACAACCUAACCCCUCUUACUCUCAGCCAGUAGGAGCAUAUCAAAACACAGGUGCUCCUUAUCAGCCUCUUUCCUCAUUUCCGAAUACAGGGUCUUAUGCUGGGCCUGCAAGUUAUUCAAGCACUUACUACAAUCCUGGUGAUUAUCAGACAGCUGGAGGUUACCCGAGUAGCGGUUACAGUCAUCAGACAACCACGUGGAAUGAAGGCAACUAUUCAAAUUAUACUACUCACCAAUAUUCGAGCUACACUCCAGAUACAACUGGGGCUUAUGCUUCUGGUAAUGCAGCUACAAAUUCAUUGCAUUAUCAGCAGCAUUACAAGCAGUGGUCAGAUUAUUACAAUCCAACGGAAGUUAGUUGUGCCCCCGGAACAGAAAAUUUAUCCAUUGCUAGUAAAUCCACUCAGGUGUCUCAGGUUCCUGGUGUUAGUGGUGGAUACGCUACUUCAAACAGCCAAGCUCCCCCAUCUUUUACCCCAUCUUGGAGGCCAGAGCCCAGCUCAUCUCAAACGCCUUCAUUGCAGCCUGGUGCAACAGUUACUGGUGGUUAUGAUAGUUACUGGAAACAUGGGGCUUCAAGUUUUCAAAAUCAGCAUCCUACUCCUGUACAGCAACAUUUUCAGAAGGCUUUGGAUUCAAAACCUUCAUAUGAUAACUUUCAGGAACAGCAGAAAACUGCUUGCCCUCAAGGUCUCAAUUUACAAUAUCCUGUGGCUCAGCAGUCAUCUCAAAGUUACCAACCGCCUUUGCAAACUGUUCAAUCAGUUGAUACACGAAGGGUAAGCAAAGUGCAGAUUCAAACAAACCCCAGGAUUGCUUCUAAUUUGCCAUUGGGUUUACCAAAAAUGGACAAGGAUGGCUCUAACAAUAAUACAACAGCAAAACCUGCUUAUAUCAGUGUUUCACUGACAAAACCCAUUGAGAAAGUGUUGCCUAAUGAUGCAGCUGAUUCUGUACUCAAGGUUGGUAUGUUCCCAAAAUCAUUAAAGAAUUAUGUUGAAAGGGCAUUGGGUCAAUGUGAAGAUGAAAAGCAAAUGGCAGCUUGCCAGGCAGUCAUGAAGGAGAUAAUUACCAAGGCAACUAAUGAUGGUACACUUCAUACACGAGACUGGGAUGCCGAGCCUCUCUUUCCGAUACCUAAUGCAGAUAUGGUUGAUAAGAACAGCAAUUUACAAAAUCCAAUCCCUGUUUCUGCAAUUCCAAAGUACAAGAGUCCAACUAAACGAUCCAAGAGCAGGUGGGAGCCUUUACCGGAGGAGAAAUUACUUGACAAAUUGGAUCCUGUCAACAGUUAUGCAGCAAAGUAUAGUAGCUGGGUUCACGUUAAUGAAAAGGACAGAAAGCCUGCAGGUGCAAGUUCUGAGGGCAAGACUGAUAUUAUGAAUAGCAUUAGAUUUCCGCUGAUGGAGCAGAAAUCUGCAAGUAAAACUGUCCAGAGGCCAGUUAAGAGACAGCGUCUUGCUGAUGGGAAUGCUGCUGAUAAUGGUGAUGCAUCAAGUGAUAGUGAUAAGGAACAGAAUUUAACAGCAUAUUAUUCUGGUGCAAUUGCACUCGCUAAUACACCGGAGGAAAGAAAGAGACGUGAAAAUCGUUCUAAGCGUUUUGAAAAAGUGCAAGGAAAUCGAGCACAAAUUAAUCACUUUAAAGCCAAAAAUGCUGGCAGUGGAAACCUAUAUGCUAGAAGGGCUAGUGCCAUGGUGCUUAGCAAAAACUUUGAAGAUGGUGGCAGCAGGGCUGUUGAAGACAUUGACUGGGAUGCACUAACUGUGAAAGGAACAUGCCAGGAAAUCGAGAAACGCUAUUUGCGUCUUACUUCUGCACCAGAUCCCUCCACUGUAAGACCAGAAGAAGUUCUGGAAAAAGCUCUGCUCAUGGUUCAAAAUUCCCAAAAGAACUACCUUUAUAAGUGUGAUCAGUUGAAGUCUAUUCGCCAGGACUUAACUGUCCAAAGAAUUCGUAACCAGCUAACAGUUAAGGUUUAUGAAACUCAUGCUCGAUUGUCAUUGGAAGUUGGGGAUCUGCCUGAGUAUAAUCAGUGCCAAUCACAGCUGAAAAUCCUUUAUGGUGAAGGAAUUGAGGGGUGCCAUAUGGAGUUUUCUGCUUACCAUUUACUUUGUGUUAUCAUGCACUCGAAUAACAACAGAGAUCUAUUAUCAUCAAUGUCAAGAUUAUCUGAUGAAGCAAAGAAGGAUAAAGCUGUUCAACAUGCACUUGCAGUUCGUGCAGCUGUGACUUCAGGAAAUUAUGUUAUGUUCUUCAGAUUAUACAAAAUGGCACCUAACUUGAACACCUGCCUUAUGGAUCUUUAUGUUGAGAAAAUGCGAUAUAAGGCUGUGGGCUGUAUGUCUCGUUCUUAUCGUCCUCAGGUACCUGUUUCAUACAUUGCUCAGGUUCUGGGCUUUGGCAGCGGUAUGCCUACAAAUGAAGGAAGUGAUGAGAAAGACUCAGAUGGAUUGGAGGAGUGUGUUGACUGGUUGAAGGCACAUGGUGCAUGCCUUGUUGCAGAUAGUAAUGGAGAGAUGCAGCUUGAUGCUAAGGCUUCAUCCUCAAGUCUCUACAUGCCAGAACCUGAAGAUGCCGUGGCCCAUGGAGAUGCUAGUCUAGCUGUUAAUGAUUUUCUGACGCGGACAUCGUCAUAGCCAAGUUAUUCGGACUUAAUUGUAUUUGAAAGCAAAGUUAAUUGGAAAUUUUUGCCAUCCUCAGUCUGAUGUACGACAGUAAAAAGAGUGGGAAUAUUUUGAAGAAUGGCUAGCAAGUCUGACAAAGUUCAGCCGGAGGGCUGAGGGUGUUGCUUGUAACCUUAAGAGAGAGUAGAUCACAUUUGUAUACCAUGAUAUACUAAUUCAAAAGAAUUCAAAUUCUCUCAGAAAUGCUUGUUAGGAGAUGGCAGAGGGCAGCACUUGAGCUAGCAUUGUAGUUUUUGUUCCUUAUUUGUUUCUGUUUCUCUUUGAAACAUCGCUUCAUUGUUUCUUGGUGAAGACUUAACAUAGAUGUACUUCAGGAAGAAGAAAUAAGGAAAAUUAGUCAGUAUAUUUGAUAUAUGAAUGCUUUAGAAUUUUGAG